CAAAGAAAUUUUGGGCCCAAGUCAAUGCACGGAAAUCUAACAUGGAUGCAGUUUGCGUGACCGGACCCCGUUGACAUCGAAGCAAGCCUGUCGGGCCCGAAGACACUUCUAGUACUAGUUUUUACUGGUAGGCCUACUGUUAUAUUCAGCAAGGUCCAUAGGCUAAGCCUGGAUAUAAUGCCGAGGAAAUGUGCAGUGUAGGUACUACAAUUCAGUGCUAAGAAGUGCAAUGGUGCAAGUAAAAAGGGACCGUGAAGUGUAACGUUUAACUGCACCUCUGAACACUCAUUAUCAUGAUAGUGACGACAAGGCACUUCCGGCGAGGGCAUUCCACCAAGCAUGGAUGCACCAAGUGAGAGUGGGAGGGAAGGAAGAAUAACGGUAGAGCUGUAUUCAGGCUGAUGUUGAAAGGGUGUGAUAAUUCACCAUUGCCAGACAGUGGCCAAGGAUGACACUGCUGUGAGACCGUGGACCUGGAAUGUCGUGGCUCCAUGCAGAAGCCGAAUCUCAGGGUUCGACACCGACCUACCUGUCUGAGCUGGGCUGUUCUGGUGUGGAGGUGCUUAGCCCAACGACUGUGCUCCUGCACUGACUGGGCGGGGCCUUAUCUUUCUCGUCGUUGAUUUGGGAUCCUUAAGGCAAACAAUGUGACAGACAGUAACAUCCUUCAUUGCCAUAGAGACAGCAUCCUUCAUUGCCAUGGAAACAUUUUUGCUUUCAUGGGGUUUCCCAUCAAGAUCCAUUACUUUGUCCUCAACAGAAAGGGAGUUGUUCACAAGUCAACAUCCAGUCUGUUCCUAUUUAUCCAUCGCUCGCCAUCAAGCUUUCAAGAGGAGAUCACAAAUGGAUGAAGAGUUAAUGCCUCCAUGGUCAAUUGAAAUUGACGCUCCAAAAUGGAAAGGGACAGCAAACAAGGACAGGCCCCUGGCAAAAAGAGGAAGACCUCCCAUUGCCAAACUGUUUCCCGGCAUUGUGGACACCGCAAAAAAAAUCAUUGAAGAGAACGGCUUUGAGGCUCACAGGCAUCGGGGAUCGACAACAGGGAAAUGUGGCACAUCUUAUCCUAUUAUUAAGCAGCACUUACUGGAAGUAACACCCGGUCUAGUAGAACUCAAAGGAAACAUAGGAAUAAAUACUAUUCACCAGUGGAUGAAACCACCGUCUCUAAGGAACAGUGCUACAAAGAGAUUGGCCUCAUAGACACCAAGGUGGCUGCGAAGCCUAACAACAGGAGGAAAGAGAACGUCAAUGACCAUUAUUACUCUGCUCGAGUCAAGUAUAAAAGAGAGGCUUGCAGCAAGUUCGCUGACACCUUGGUAUUGUUCUCAGUUGACAACAAGAACAAGCUGCAUGUAAGCUCGCGCACCCCUCCAGUUGACCGGAGAUGUUCUGUCACAUGGUUUUUCCCAACUGAUGACAGCCCCAACCUCUACGACCAUGACUUUCCUACACCAGGGUACCUGAUGACGCCAGCCGGGUACAUGCAAAUGACACCUCCAUCCCCACCUGUGCUGAUAAUUGACAAGCUUGGAAGACAGAGCUAUCGGCUUCCAGAGUGCACUGCCAUUGAUGUUGUGAAUAGAGGCCCUCACACAAAAACAACUGUUGCAAGCCACUCCAAUGAUUUGAUGCCCUUGAUAGAGAGAAUUGGGAAAUCUUGUGUGACGAUCGUUGCGGAUGGUGGUGCAGACAUUAAUGUCAAUGAUCUGACGAAUGAGUGCAACCACAUUCUGUCCUGGCUUCUCAGCGCAUAACCCCAUAGAGCAUGUAUGGGGAGUUCUCACCACUGCAGCAACAUCAGUAUACCUACCAGAUGCCUUGCCUGAUGAACUCCCUCCAACACAGCAACACUUGACCGGGCAAGCAUUGAAGGAGCAAGAAGGGCAAGUGUUUGAUGCUGCUCUGGAAACUCUGGAAGGGUACUGGAAGGGGUUGACACAUAGUAAAGUACCUAUCAAGGUUAGCCACAGGAAGAGCAAGGACAGACCCAGCCCAUACACAAACGAAGACUAUGACCAGGCACACCAAUUUCUUACUUGGCCCUACGGGGACAUCAAGAACGCAGAAAACUUCCUGGACGACAUGAAAUUCUUCAAGACACAUCUGAAUUGCAGAGUUGGCAUGGUCAUUUUUACAAAAUGUCCACCAACCGACCCGUGCCAACACAGUGCUGAUAGACCAUCGAGGAAUCCCGAGGCAGUUGCAUUCUACCAAAACUUUCUGUCACCAACCCCAUCCCAACUUAAUCCAGAUCACUUCUUGACAUUUUUGGAGGCCAUCAAAGCAACCCUGGGCUCCCCAGAUGAGUAUAUGCCAGACGUCCAAGAGAAGGCGCCAGGAAGCUGCAACCUCUGCAAAUUCACCUUUACAUCCGAAACGAACAGAAAAGAUCUCAGAAGGAUGAUCCACUUACGAGAGCGUGUCCACAAGAAGCUUUAUAUGGCAGGGAUACUGGUGGUUGCAGGCGAUGGAGGGGCAGCCUUCGGUGAGAGGACUGUUGGUGAUGGAGUUGAUGCAGGCGAUGGAGGCACAGCUGUCGGUGAGAGGACUGUUAAUGGUGGAGUGGAUGCAGGCGAUGGAGGGGCAGCCGUCGGUGAGAGGACUGUUGGUGGUGGAGUGGAUGCAGGCGAUGGAGGCACAGCCGUCGGUGAGAGGACUGCUGGUGAUGGAGUGGAUGCAGGCGAUGGAGGCACAGCCGUCGGUGAGAGGACUGUUGGCGAUGGAGGGGCAGCCAUUGGUGAGAGGACUGUUGGUGGUGGAGUGGAUGCAGGCGAUGGAGGGGCAGCCGUCGGUGAGAGGACUGCUGGUGAUGGAGUGGAUGCAGGCGAUGGAGGCACAGCCGUCGGUGAGAGGACUGUUGGUGGUGGAGUGGAUGCAGGCGAUGGAGGCACAGCCGUCGGUGAGAGGACUGCUGGUGAUGGAGUGGAUGCAGGCGAUGGAGGCACAGCCGUCGGUGAGAGGACUGUUAAUGGUGGAGUGGAUGCAGGCGAUGGAGGGGCAGCCGUCGGUGAGAGGACUGCUGGUGAUGGAGGGGCUGUAGGCGACGUAGGGGCUGCCCAACAAAAUCAAAUUGGAAAAAUGUUUCUCAGAAACAAGAGUGCAGUAAGAUUACAUCCAUGCUGGUCAUGCCGUUGUGCCGUCGUGGGAGGGAGCCAGUAGAUGAUCAUGCCCAUCUGUUCCACUUUGUCUCUUGCAGUCAUGAAAGAACAUUGUUCAGGUUGAUCGGGUGCACUGACAUGAUGUUCAUUGGUCGUACUCGUGACCGGUAGAGCAAACAUUUGAGGAAGGCAACGAAGGGCGUAACCCUGACAGAAUGCUGGAAUGUGCCUCGUGGAGAAAAAAAAACUUGAGGUUUCUCCUGCACCUGCCCCAGUGGCUGGAUCAGAAUGACCUGUACAUAAAGAAAGUCUACCGGUACACUGCCUGACCUACGGGGACCCCCAAACCGCAUCUUUGAUGGCAGGCAUUUUGACUUGAUGGGCGAGUAUAGCCACAUUUUCUCCUUGUGCCAGCUCCAUGUACACCACCAUGAAAGAACUGAUCAUCAGUUACUUGGGCAUGGAGAUCAGGCUGGUUCCGGAUGUACAUAUGCAUAGAUGUCAAUGAUGCUGUCCAGACAGCACCUCUCAUUGUUACUCCCAGUAUAAAGAUCUGUUGUCUUAGCAGUGAUACUGUUGUUACAGCAGUGUUCUUUGGCAAUCAUGAAGUUGUCUGAAGCCUGGCCUGUGCUGGGAAUGCAACUGAGCAGCCUGAUCAGUGUGAUGGCGCUAUUGAUGCACAGUGUCCUGAGACAGGGUGCUCGUCGUUGCUUCAGUCUUGCACGGUGGUGUGAGAAGCUGUCCAAGAAAUGCACUGCUGCUGUGAUAUUCGCAUUGAUAGGUAAUGUAGACAUGCUGAAAGUGUUACUGAAGGAAAAAGCGAAUCAAUAACCUCUUUUCCAAAUAACUUUAUUUCAAAGAAUGGUAAUUUUAAUUUAUAUAUCCAGUUCACCAUACUAACCUGUUGAGUUGGAUCAAGUUUAGGUUUUCUUUUUAUUGAUACACCUUGUCAAAUGCUUCAUGAAGAGUAAAUGGUGAAGGGCUUUUCCUUAUCCUUUGAUUACAUUUCAGCCUUUAUUUUUAGCACCUUAUCGAUUGUUUAAUUUCAUACAAUUAACUGGAUAUAAAGGGGCGAUAUUAUCUUCCCACAAGACACGGUGAAGGGGUUUAUUUACGAGCACCAUAUGCACAUUUUGUAAACAUCUAGCUGCACUUACAUCUUUGGGCCCAAUGCACAAAAAGGAGUUGGAAACAGUUUGGCAAGGGAAGAUGCAGAACAAGCUUCUUUGGUGGACGCCAGACCCCCCCCCUCCCUUUUUCAAAGGGGCCAAGAAAAUGUGGAAAUGUUUUAUGCAAUCUUAUAUGGCCUGUCUUAGGGGUGGGGACUUGCAUGUUGGAACCUUCUACAUUGUUUCCUCUCAUUUUUUUACACACAAAAAUGGGCUCUUUUUGUGUCAAUUAAAGAUAUUUCAACUGUUAGUUUUGCGUGCUCCUUGUUUAUUUUUUGUUUGGUUUACUUGAAUUUGCUCCUUUCCUUUUUUGGGGGGGGGUUUCGAAUUUUUAUUCUUUCCAUGAACAAGUUGAUGACAAAAGAAGCUGUUUUUUUUUUUUACUUUUCCAAAACGUUCGAGUGCACUUUUAAAAAAAAUAUAGAUUUAUUUGAAUGAAGAGGCUCCACCUGGAUCCUGGAGCAUUUAAUUUAGUAAUAUUAUCAAAGAAAGGGGUUUACUUUCACUUUUUUUUCGGUAGGAUGGAUUGUAAACCACCCUGGAUCAAACCGCUGUGGUUUAUUUAGAUCACAAAUAGAUAAACGUGUUUCUGCGACAAUUGCUUCGCUAAAUACUGGUUUCAUUUGAUGCCUUUUAUAAAAUACUGAGCCAUUGGAGGAAUUCUAUUGAAGGUCCACACCCUCGGCAACAAAAGAAAGCGCGUACCGCUGUUCAGUCUUUGGCAUGUUCUCCCCACAAGUUCCUUCAAAGAUAUGCACAACAGCGGAUCCCUAUAACACACCUUAAGAAACGAAUGAAUAGCAUUUGUUACCUAUGAUCCUUUCGAAGGCUGUUUCAACUAUUGGUUUACGUCUUAUCGCCACAUUUUAUCCACGAGUGAUGAGCAAAUGCGACGUGUGGUACGCGAACAAUUGUUGAUUUUGCAUGGGCGGGAAUUUAUGCAAAUUUUGAAAUUCCUUUCGCUGCACGCGGUGAUCGAACAUGCGCUUUCCCGGAUCAACGUUUGCCGCGCCGAUGAAGCUUGCAGGUUUCGUGAUUAGCUGCUUUGAAUUUAUAUCAAGAAAAAUCCCCCGUGAGAGCACCCAGAACGUCCUUCUCAACAAGAGAGCAACGAGAGAGGCAUGGUGAUUGUAAGUAGCAAAUGUUUUUGUGAAAAUGCAUUUUGUAGCCUUUAGCCAUUUUCCUCCUUGUAGGGUCUGGGCCAGGCUCAUUUACUUUCUGUUUCAUCCCCAUCCGAUGCUGUCGAAGUAAAGAAAAAAAUUGAUUAGGUUGUCAUGGUAGAAAAUGACGUUAUUAUAGUCGAAAUCUGUGGAACACGAGUAAUGCUGCAGGCCAACCUUCACUCGUCCAGAACCCCAACACAAGAAAAGUAAAGUUAAUUGUGGCCUAUUUCGAGUAUACUAGUAUUCUUGGCAUAUGUGACGUUACAAUUUCCAAUCAGAAAUUUACUAUCAAAUGUUCUUGACAAAGAGCUCCUGAAAACGUUUCAAAAUUGCAAUGUAGCCUCAUUGUGACUGGAAAAUACGAUUUAGACUAUGCCAAUAUUUAAAAUAGAAGGGCUUUUCCCCUAUAGUUCAGUAAGCUUGCUCUGUACGAUUUUCUGCCUCGGAACUCAGUCGCAGCAAAGAAUUAACCAGCGGAAUGGUGAAAGUCUGAUUGAGGGUAAACGAACUUGAAUGUCAAAAUUCGAAAUGUUUCGUCCCAGGGAGAAAUAGUGCCUUUUUAUCUCUAUCGGUUUCAUUUUUGUAUAAAAAAACUUGGCAACACUUUUAAUGAAUAAAACGCGUUGUAGGGUUUUGCACUAAGUUUGGAAUGUCCUGAAACAUUCUCCAAACUUUCCGUCUAGCUUAUGCAAAUGUUUAGGGCCUAGAUAAACUUUUAAAUAAUAAACGUUUAAAAUGAUAUUUAAAAUAGCAAUGAAACGAUUAGCUUCAGCUGUGUGGUUGCAUAUAGACUGUAGUUUGGUUGCUCUUGCCAAGUGCAGGUGCGCGACAAAACGUGCUUGUUCACGUGUAUCAUUUUGUGUUGUUCCCUAAAAAUGAAGCUGCGUUUUUUGCACUUGUGCUGCGAGACCCUUUUUUUAUUUUACUCUAGUGGGCGAAAAUUGUCAGCAAUCUCUGUCAGUGCAAUCAAAUACCCGUUCUGUUACCUAGUUUUUGACUAGUUUUUUCUCUCUGCAAGUAAAUCGGGUUAGAGCUUCUAUUCAGGGUUUCACAAGGAAUUCGGUAAAAUAUCACCCAACGGACACCUUGCUAAAUUCUAUCCUUGAGGCUAAAUUAACAUAUCUCUACAUACCGACCUACCUUGCGUUGAAUGAUUAAAUAGUGCACUGAACAUGCUGCAUCUUUAUACUUAAUGUUGAUUCUUUGCUUCAUGAAAAUUAUAUCCCAUUCUAUCAAGUAGCAUGACUAUUUCAAGUUUUCACCCAAUUGGCAGAAAGUGAUGGUGCCCACUACCCACUUUCUGUGCCUAACAUGGAAAUUUGGCUAAAAAUUAAAAGCAACUUCCUUGCAAUAAUAACGCCAACAAAACACCAUCUUGUUAGGCCGAUUAACCAGUUUAUUAAUGAAGUACAUGUUAGAACAAAGACUAAUUUGAUCUAGAGCAUUCCCUGUCUGCAAUUCUGAGAAACAUUAAGCAGAAAACUGAUCCACUAAGAUACAACUGUUCGAGUGUUGAAAUACGGGUAAAAAGUCACAGGAGCUUCAAGAAGGGAAGUAAAUCACCUGCAUUUAAAAUGUUUAAGAUGCUCAGUUUCCUGCGUAUGUGUCUAACUGCCAUGUCGCAGGUGUCAUUUUAAUGCUGAUGUAAGACUGUGAUGUCAAAUUACUGUAUAAAAACAAUUUUUUUGUCUGGUAUAUACAUUGUACCCACUAAGCGCGACAGGAAUGGAUCUUUUUUUACUUCAAUAUACACUUACUUCACGUAAUUCUUGUUAAGGGUUUCCCCCUCUUUUGUAUGUAAAGUAAAAUGCCUUUGCUACUCCUUUUGCAUCAAAUUGCUGUUUCGGUGUCACUCACAUAUUUCAUUUGUUUUUAUCUUUCACACACCUGAUUUCCAGGGUACAUUGUAAAUGUUAAUAACUACAAUUCAUAACCUCUUGAGAAAUUUGUUGAAGUCUUGUUCAAUACUGAAGUGAGUCUUUUUUAAAAACCACCCUCAAUUGCUACAUUUUUUGGUCGGUUCAAUGCAACUCACUUUUUAAAAAAUUUGCUUCUUCCUUGAAAUGUUAGACAAUUCAGAAAAGAAUUUACAAUUUCUUUUUUGUGUCUUGUUUGUGUUUGCUACAGGGGCGUGGGACUGCUACCUCUACAAAUGAAACGUCUUUCAUUCACCAAGAGGCCAUUGGUGGAGUGGGCAGGAACCCCUCGUGAACCCACCAAAGAAUGGAGCUACAUAGACACACAAGACAGAGGUCAGGUUGACAUUUUUUCUUUGUGAAUAAGCCUGUGGUUUCAUUUAUCGAAACAAAACAACCUGAGACAAUUCUCACCCUUGGCUACUGCAACACGAAGCUUGUUCGAAAUCAAGAAACUCAUGGGAGCACAUUGUCACCAGCUAAAAAAAGAGUUCACCUUGAACAAAAUGCAUGUGAGUGCUUAAUUUGUAAAACUUUAGGCAUACAGUGUUUUUUUGACAAAGGUAGAAACUUACACAAUGCAAUUGGUACUCACGAAGGCCUAGCUAUUAAAGUAAUCAUGCUUUAUGAAUUAUUCAAGCACAGUAUGUUAAAGUCAGGGUUAAUUGGUUACAUUCACAAUCCACAUUUUGUUAUUUGCUUUAAUGUUAUGACUUUAAAAAUGAUGCAUUCAAGAAUAUGCUCUUAUUUCUUCCUUGUUUUCAACUGAUACUUUAUGCAUGGUCUGUUACUUGACAAAGCUAAACUACUUAAGCAGUCGUGUAUUAAGAAUUCACGCACAUUAUUUUGAAUGGUUUGUUCAGUAGGCAAACUAUGUUAAUAACGUUUAGAAUUUUCCCCAAUAGGCAGUUUGUCCAAUUCAUAAUCCAUGACAGCAUUUGUAAACCGUCUAUAGCUGUACAGACCCUCCAAUUUUUUUUGUAUUUUUAAUUUUAAUAAGGGCCCCUUUUGUGUACAUUUUGGAUCUGCCUUGACUACUGUAAAAACGCUGAAAAAAUGCACCUCAGAACAAAAAUGGGAAAAAAUGUACCUUGAAGCAUUCCGUCUUUGAAGGAAAUUUAAUAUCCACUUCUUACUUUUCUUCACCAGAUGCUGAAACAACCGCUCACUCUUCACAACCUUGAUGUUAAAUGAGGGAUUUCGUAAAGGACUUGAAGAUAUAACACUGUCUACAGAUGAAUUAACUCCUAACUUUAUAGUGUGAUUUAUGUAAAGUCUGUGACCCCUUCAUCCCUAAAAUUGCAACUUUAACUUGUUUGCAUAAGCUGCAUGUUUUCAAGGACUCUUACCUAAGAAAGCCUACUGUUUGAAUAACUGUCUCAUAAAGGCAAAGUUUGGACAAAAAAAUGCUGAUGAAAUUGUGCCUAAAACCACAUUUUUGAGUGAAGAGAAAAAUAGCCACUAAAAUUGUUCCCAACUCCAUGUAUUAAAAUUACAUGAGUUACUCCUAAAAAUGUUCUAAACCCCAUGUUUUAGAGUAAAAUUGUCCAAAUGUCACGUUUAAAAAUUACCAUUGAAAGUGUUCCUAACCUCAUUUUUUAAGAGUAGAAUUGUCCAUUGUGUUACAAAAUUGUCAUUGAAAUUGUUCCUUUUCCCAUGCUUUGAAGAAACAUGGCUGAAAUUGUUCCCUAACCACGUUUUAAGUAACGGGAGUAAUUGCUGCUAAAACUGUUCUAACCCCCGUGUUUUUAAGAGUAAAAUUGUACGUCGUGUCACGUUUAAAAAUUUCCAUUAAAACUGUCUGUCCCUUAGCUCAUGCUUUAAACAUUCUAGGAAGAAUCAUGGCUGAAAUUGUUCCUAACCCCAUGUUUUAAAAUUACAAGAAUUGCUUCUAAAGUUGUUCUUAACCCCAUGUUGUAAAAAAUGUGAAUUAUUUAAAGAUAAAAAUUACAAGAAUAAUUGAUACUAAAAUUGUUCUAAGUCCCCAUGAUCUAAAAAAGUGACCUGUUUGCAAAUUCGCAUUUAAAAUUUGCCAUUUAAAUUGUUCGUUACGCCACUUUUUAAAAUGUUGCCAAAAAAUGGCGGAAAUUGUUUCUGAUUGCAUGUAACGGAAGUAAUUGUUGCUAAAACUCAUGUUUUAAGAUUAAAAUUGCAAGAAUAAUUGAUUCUAAAAUUGUUCUAACCCCGAUGUUGUAAAAAAGUGAACAGCUAUGUUUUAAAAAAGUAAAAUUACAAAUUGCAAGAGGAAUAAUAAACGAGCAGAUCUGAUUAUUCUCUGUGGCAUUUAUUCACAAGUUAGAAAUAUUAAACGUAGGUUACUUUGUACAUAUUAAACAAUGUAAUGUUAUUACAAGCUUAAGGACAUGUUCAUUGUGAUUGCUAUUAAAACUCUACUUUGUAGAGACAAAGUUAUUUGAUGUGAUUAAUUACUGCUACACAAAGGACAAAGGACAAAGUGAAUUCUUUGCAACUUCGCAUUUAAAAAUUGACAUUAAAUUUGUUCUAACCCCCAUGUUCUAAAAAA
Molecule: messenger RNA, 9870 nt
Organism: Acanthaster planci (crown-of-thorns starfish)
Lineage: Eukaryota; Metazoa; Echinodermata; Asteroidea; Valvatida; Acanthasteridae
Source: RefSeq, a predicted model, not a curated record